GGGCCGGCCCGCUCGGCCCAGCACAGCCUCUACUUCAAGAAUGCAGAGGGCAAAUAUAUUUCUCCAUUUCAUGACAUCCCUCUGUUUGCUGCAUCUGAAGAGGACAAAGAGAUUCCAGCAAAGAGAUCAAAGAUUAAUGGAAGUGAGGUAGUGUUUAAUAUGGUUAUAGAGGUGCCUCGUUGGACAAAUGCCAAAAUGGAGAUUGCCACCAAGGAGCCGUUGAAUCCCAUUAAACAAGAUAUAAAGAAAGGCAAGCUUCGAUAUGUAGCAAAUAUCUUCCCUCACAAGGGUUAUAUAUGGAAUUAUGGUGCCCUCCCUCAGACCUGGGAAGAUCCAAACCAUACAGAUAAUAGCACAGGAUGCUGUGGGGAUAAUGAUCCCAUUGAUGUUUGUGAAAUAGGCUCAAAGGUUCGAUCUUCUGGUGAGAUUGUCCAGGUGAAAGUUCUGGGAGUUCUGGCUCUUAUUGAUGAAGGAGAGACAGACUGGAAGAUUAUUGCCAUUGGUAUGGAUGACCCAGAAGCCGAGAAAAUCCAUGAUAUUGAUGAUGUCCGGAAGCACAAGCCAGGUUAUCUUGAAGCUACAGUUGACUGGUUCCGAUUAUAUAAGGUCCCAGACGGAAAACCGGAAAAUCAGUUUGCUUUUAAUGGAGAGUUUAAGGACAAGGAGUUUGCUAUUGAAAUUAUUAAAUCUACGCACGAAUACUGGAAAGCUUUGCUUCAUAAAAAGGCGGAUGGAGGUGCUAUAAAAUGCACAAAUGUUCUGGUGUGUGGCAGCCCCUUCUGUUGCAGCGAAGAGGAUGCCAGAUUAAUUGUACAAUCAGCACCACCACCUGUGAAUGGAGAUCCUAUUUCCACAGAAGUUGAUACGUGGCAUUUUCUUAACAAGUGAUUGUUGGAAUGUUGUGAAGUCACAUCAUCAAAUCCCAAAUCAUCUUUUCUCCCUGACUUUGAAGACAGGCAAGCGAAUGCACUAAUUGCUGGAUUUCUGUUGAAACAUUUUUUUCAAGAAGCAUAAACCUUCUAUCUUAUAAAUAAACACUGCCAU
Molecule: messenger RNA, 1044 nt
Organism: Alligator sinensis (Chinese alligator)
Lineage: Eukaryota; Metazoa; Chordata; Crocodylia; Alligatoridae
Gene: PPA2
Product: pyrophosphatase (inorganic) 2
Exons: 12
Biological process (GO): phosphate-containing compound metabolic process
Cellular component (GO): extracellular exosome; cytoplasm
Molecular function (GO): inorganic diphosphate phosphatase activity; magnesium ion binding
Source: RefSeq, a predicted model, not a curated record